AUUGUACCUAGAAUAAUCGUAGAAAAAUGAUUAAGAAAAUAGUAAUACUUUUCGCUUCGGUAUUUUUGGAAAACUGUGCAGCAGAUGUAAAUUUGGACAAACUAUGCUUAAAACCGAACGGGCAAUUUCCCGGCACAUCUUGCAACAAAUUCGUUAAUUGUGGAAAUGGAAAAGCAACAGAACAGAACUGUCCCAAAGAUCUCUAUUUCUCGCCUAAAAAAUUACGUUGCGACUAUCCAGCCAACGUUGAUUGUGCCGGUCAGGAAGAAUUACUGAAAUUUUGUUUUAAACGGCGGGGCGUUUUCCCUGGCACGACUUGCGAGAAAUACGUUGUUUGUUGGGACGGUUGGGUCAAGGAAAUAGAAUGUCAACAUGGAUUGCUCUUUUCCGUAACCAGAGGACAUUGUUACUGGCCUCAUGACGUCAAGUGUGAUAAUAUAAAUUUGAAGAAAUUUUGUCUGAAACCCAGAGGGCAAUUUCCCGGUACAAAGUGCAAAAAAUACGUAAAUUGUCACGAUGGUAUCGUCGUUGAACAGGAAUGUCCAGGCAACUUGAUUUUCUCUCCUACUAAACUCCACUGCGAUCAUCCCAAGAAUGUUAAAUGUAGUGAUAGAAAAAUAGAGUUUAUCGACAAUAACAAGUACAUGGGAUGCGCAGGUAUUUCAAACGUUCACAUCAGAUCUAACAAAACCAAUAAUUACCUAGUAGUAAGAAAAGAUACUGGCUCAGAAGAUUUUAAAAACAUCUCAGCAGUGCAAGAAAAAAAUUUAUUAAAUUUAUCUGCGACGAAAUCGUGGAAUGUAUUUUUAUGCGGUAAUGGUCUUUAUGUAAUCAGUUCUGUAGACCAACCAGGAAAUAUUUGGGACAAAGAAGAUGGAUGCCAAUAUGAAACACCUCUUGUGGGUAUAUAUCCUAAAACUUCAAAUCCGUUCGGUGUACAGGGAAACAAUUUUUUCGACAUAAAUGCAGAAACAGGGGUAAUUCAAGUUUGUAAAAGCAAAUGUGUCUAUGUAAAUGAGGAAAAUAAUUUAGAGACCACUGAAAAUUGCUCAACAGUUGAGGACAAUGUAUUUUAUAUCGAGAGACAAAAAACCAGCGAUCUGUUUCUAUCAUUGUUUAGAAAGUAAUUAAAUUGAUUGUUUUGAUCCGUCAAAUAAACUAAUCUUCUUACUAAAUUGCUCUACACUUUUUUUAAAACGUUUUUAACAAAUAUUAAGAGUAAAUCAUUCUA
This is a messenger RNA of Phyllotreta striolata, 1231 nucleotides long. The record is from the annotation of a GenBank genome assembly. Lineage: Eukaryota; Metazoa; Arthropoda; Insecta; Coleoptera; Chrysomelidae.